GGCCCAGGAUCUUUCAUCCUACAGGUCCUGUCCAUCCCAGUAAUGCCCACUCCCUAGGUGGGCCCAGCAUGGGUUAUAUAAAGGGCUUCCCUACCCAGAACCCUUCGUGGAGAAGGGAAGUCCCUCCCCUGCAUCUAGGCUAUUGACGGUUCAUCUAGCCAAUCAGCUCUUUCACCCGCUUGGUUUAUAAGGCCUUCCCCUCCAUCCCACCGCUCAGUUUCAAGGGGCAGAGAUGCCAGUGGGAGGAGGCGGCUGGUCCCAGCGGCUCCCCUUCACCAAAGAACUCUUCCAUCUCCAGCUGCAGGUCCCGCAGGUCUUGGAUCUCCUGGGCGCUGGAGUCCAGUUGCCGGAGAAGCGCCAGCUCCAGCAAUGCAGGGCCUUGGCCCGCCGUCCGUACGGCAGUGCCGCCUCCCCAGACCCUUCAAAGGGCGGCAUCCUUCAGUACCUCUGCAACCGGUUCUAUGACGUCGAAUACCUCGUCGGCUGGAGCGAGACGCUUCGCUACAGAAACCUGCGAAGGAAGAACGCGUACUGCGGUUACAUCAAGGGCAUCUACGGAGACAACGCUGCCGCCGCCUACUUCGUCCUGUCCCACAGAGGAAGAGUGAGGUUUCAAGGCCAGGAGACCUGGUUGUGUGUGGACCGGCGCGGGAAUUUCAGCUACGAUUUCGUAGAGCUCCAAGACGUGCCUGUGGUGGCCAUCGACCUCGCGGGCUCUGUGUUGAACUACAACGGGCUGGAUAACCUAGUGAAGCUGACGGCGCUGAAAUCCCUGGACCUGAGCCGCUGCCCCCACGUUGACGACUGGACCCUAACCCGGCUGCAGGUCUUCAAGGACAGCCUGGAGGAGCUCUCGCUGGCUGGGUGCCCCCAGGUCACGGAGCGGGGGCUGGCUUGUCUCCACCUACUCGAGAACCUACGGCGCCUCGACCUCUCGCACCUGCCCUCAGUGCCCACCCCAGGGCUGAUCCGGAUCUUGGUGGAGGAGAUGCUGCCCCGGUGCGAGGUGGUGGGGCUGGCCCCGGCUGCUGGUGCCCAGACGAGCAGGGACGGAAGGGAGGAGCCCGGCGUCCCCAGCGGGGACAGGAGAGCUGGGGAGAUCCCUGCCUGAUGCCUGGGUGCCCUGACACUGAUCGACGAGGGCGGGAAGAGAUGGCCGCAAGCCGCGCUCCCCUCAGCACUCUCCGAUCACGGACCGCGAAGGACCCCAGCGUCGCCGUAGACUUGUGGGUGUGGCUGGGCGGUCCGUGCCCCCCCCCGCUUUGGUCUCCCGUAGGACAGGGCUUGCAAUCGGCAGAACGGCGCUGUGGUCAUUAAAGGCCUCUCCCUGC
Messenger RNA from Chrysemys picta bellii (western painted turtle), 1331 nucleotides. NCBI's taxonomy places the organism in Eukaryota, Metazoa, Chordata, Testudines, Emydidae. The record is from RefSeq and is a predicted model, not a curated record.